CUUCCCCUACCUCUCCACUUCAGUGGCUGGGAGUCCACCACCAAUUGUAUGAAAGCAUUGGGGGGGGGGGCUUCAAAUUGUGCAGCACUGCUGGUCACAGCUGACCUCCAAUUAGAGUGCUCAAGGGCCACGGCUUCCCAGUUUUCGGUAUCUAUGCCACAGUUUUUAAGGUUGGCUUUAAGCCCAUCUUUAAAUCUCUUUUCCUGUCCACCAACAUUCCAUUUUCCGUUCUUGAGUUGGGAGUAGAGUAACUGCUUUGGGAUACGGUGAUCAGGCAUUUGGACAACGUGGCCAGUCCAGCGGAGUUGGUAGCGUGGGAGCAUCGCUUCAGUGCUGGUGGCCUUUGCUUCUUCCAGUACGCUGACAUUUGUCUGCCUGUCUUCCCAAGAAAUUUGCAGGAUAUUUAGGAGGCAAUGAAAAAUUAAUACAAUAUGAUAUAUUGUAACAACACAGGCUAAGAUUCCUUCUAUACUGCCAUAUAAUCCAGAUUAUCAAUGCAGAUAAUCCACAUAACCUGAUUUGAACUGGAUUAUUUGAGUCUACACUGCCAUAUAAUCCGGUUCAAAACAGAUAAUCUGAAUUUUAUUUGACAGUGUAGAAGGGGCCUAAGUGUCUCUUAUCUGGAAAUCCAAAAGACUCCAGGAACGGAAACUUUGUGCCACUGGUCCAAAACUCAAAGGUGCACAUUAUUCAGGAGGAAAUUAUUGCUGAACAAAGGGCUGCACAAUUCAGAGAUUUAGAUAAUUGCUGUAGAAAGUGAAAUGUCAGCAGUUGUUUCAAAACAAGUUUUCAGCCCAGUCCCCCUCAGCCAAGAAACAAAAGCACUUCCUCAUGUCCUUAUCUACAGAACUCUUUGCUCUCUAUAUAAGGGGCACAAAAACCUUCAUUCAGAAACAAAUCCAGUUCGGUUUCGCAAGACAAGAUGGCUACCUGGGCUGCCUUUCAUCUGGCUCUGACCUGCUUUGCUGUCACGUCUAUGGGGAGAGGAAGCUUUGGAGAAGAGACUGAAGCCAGCUGCUGUGCACAGUUGAAGGGCUUAUCUCAGUGUGGAACGGACAAGGUCUUUCUCCAAGGCCAGGCAGGUAUCCCAGGAAUUCCCGGCAUCCCAGGAACAAACGGAUUGCCCGGGAUGAAAGGAGACCCUGGCCUCCAAGGGCCCCCAGGUGAGAGAGGCUCUGCUGGAGCACUUGGGAAAGCUGGGUCCAAAGGAGAGAAAGGAGAUCAAGGAGAGGCAUGCAAUCUUGCUAGCUGUCAACACCAAGAGACAGGAGCCAAAGACUGCAAAGAGCUUCUGGAGCGUGGAGAGACACUGAGUGGUUGGUAUACAAUCUACCCUGCCACGGGGAAAGCAAUGAGCGUCUUCUGUGACAUGGAGACUGAUGGAGGAGGUUGGCUGGUUUUCCAGAGGCGACAGGAUGGAUCAGUAGAUUUCUAUCGUGACUGGCAGUCCUACAAAAAUGGGUUUGGAAACCAAGCAUCAGAAUUUUGGUUGGGCAAUGAUAAAAUCCAUCUUCUCACAAGUUCAGGAACACAGCAGCUGCGUAUUGAUGUGAAGGACAUGAAUGACACCAGAACUUAUGCAACGUACACUAGUUUCAAAAUCUCAAAUGAGGAAGAAAAUUACAUCCUUUCAGUGGGCUCUUAUACAGGUGGCGACAUGGGUGAUUCAUUUUCAGUACACGGUGGCUCUGCAUUCUCCACACGAGACAAGGACAAUGAUAGCCAUGAAACAGCAAGCUGUGCUGUGAUGUAUAAGGGAGGCUGGUGGUACACGGCUUGCCACUCAUCGAACCUGAAUGGCCUGUACCUCAGAGGGGAACACACCUCUUAUGCUGACGGCAUUGAGUGGGCCACUAAAAACGGAUACCACUAUUCUUUCAAAUACACAGACAUGAAAAUUCGACCUCAGUAAAUGAAAUCUGUUCAGACUGUUCUGUCAUUAAAUUUAAAAGCAAAUGAUUUUUUUAAAGUGUCACCUGAUAUAACAAAUGUUGAAUGCUAGGCAUUGAAAUACUAGGCGCAAGGGCUCUAACAUUCCCAUACAUUGUGCAUGUAGAUGAACCCUCUUGCACAUGGAAGCCCUAUAUGAGACAGAGGGGACACUCAUAGUCCCAAUAUACUUAUUGGAGAAAGGCAAUUUGAUGGUGAUUUUUGCCCAGUUGUACCUUGAGUUGGAUUUUCUUUUGUCUGGUUUGAGGCACAGCCUUCUAUAAUGUCAUGAAUGGUGGCUUCUAAUGAAUGAAAGACUCUCAUUUGUUUGAGACACACACAAACACGCAUACCAAUACUGUAAUGGCCUUGGACACAAAAUACUGGUGUAGCGGCUUUUUAAAAUAACAUAAUUACUAUUUUUAAAAAAUCACUCCUGAAACUAGUGCAAGAGAAGCAAGGCCAUGACUGUGUCAAAGCUUAGCUUAUGGAAACAUUUUUGAAAGCACAGAAAGAUUAAUUUGAAUUGGCCAUCUAGUUUGCAUGCAUGUGCAUUCGUACUUAAGGUUUUAAAAUGUUUUAAAAUGUUGAACUUUUUCCAAUUUGUCUUUCUAACUCCAUAAAUUGUUUAGCCUUUUAAAAUCAUUUUUAUUUAUUGAAACUGUUUGAAAUUUAUUUGACUGGUUUUAUUAUAUACUGUACCUCCUUGAGAUGCCUAGACACAGUACAAGAAAUAAACUAAUAAUAAAUAAAUGCUAUUUGAACUGA
Molecule: messenger RNA, 2697 nt
Organism: Anolis carolinensis (green anole)
Lineage: Eukaryota; Metazoa; Chordata; Lepidosauria; Squamata; Anolidae
Product: veficolin-1
Exons: 8
Coding region: 923-1912 (329 amino acids)
Biological process (GO): complement activation, lectin pathway
Molecular function (GO): carbohydrate derivative binding; antigen binding; signaling receptor binding
Source: RefSeq, a predicted model, not a curated record